AUGGCCGCUGCGUACAAGGCAAAGGACAUGGACCAAGUGGCCUACGAAGAAUCGUGCUCGAGCUGCCAGGACAUCUUCAAAACUAAAGAGGUCGUUUCGCGCUUGGGCAACGCGCGAUUCGCGCAGGACUAUAUCAACUGCAUGAGCUGCAUCAAGAAACGCAACUUGGCCGGUGACGUCCCGAACUCCGAGUCAAUGUGUAAUCCGCUGGAGGUGGUGAACAUUCGUGGCGGUCAGUAUAUGUUGCUAACUUACAAGCUGCCGCUGGUGUUAACGUCGACUGUUCAACUGCCCACCCUGGCAGCCAACUUUUUUGACGACAUGGUGUGGGCAGGUCAUUUAGCCGAAGCCGAUCAUUCAAACCCUAUUGUUGUGGCCAAUGCGUGCCUCGAAAAACGGGCGGGUGGGACCUGA
This is a messenger RNA of Aphanomyces astaci, 414 nucleotides long. RefSeq lists its product as hypothetical. The transcript is spliced from 3 exons. The record is from RefSeq and is a predicted model, not a curated record. Lineage: Eukaryota; Oomycota; Saprolegniomycetes; Saprolegniales; Verrucalvaceae. Bases 1 to 414 code for a protein of 137 amino acids.